Messenger RNA from Cylicostephanus goldi, 477 nucleotides. The record is from the annotation of a GenBank genome assembly. Lineage: Eukaryota; Metazoa; Nematoda; Chromadorea; Rhabditida; Strongylidae.
AAAAAGAGGCGAGUGUCGGAUGACGACGAUGACGUUAGCGGUAUCACAGAUUAUGUGGAGAUAGGUCACUGGUCAGAAAAUAAUCUUACUAUUUAUGAGGAUGAGCUAUGGUGGGGAGCUGAUGCGGUUCCAUUCUCGCAGUGUUCAUUAGAGUGUCGAACGGGCUACAGAAAGCAGUUGAUCAAGGUAAAUUUUACUUCUUCUUUCUUAACUUUUCAUUCUGGUGUUGCCCAAAUUUCUGAUAUAUCAUUCCAGGAUGAGCAGUGCUGUUGGGCAUGUAGCAAAUGCGAAGACUAUGAAUAUCUUAUCAAUGAAACGCAUUGUGUGGCUUGUGAUCUUGGCUGGUGGCCAACCGAUGACCGAAAAGGAUGUUACGAUCUAUCAAUCAAUCAUUUGAAACAUAUGAGAUGGCGAUCACUCUACUCCAUUGUUCCAGCCAUCUUUGCUGUUAUUGGGAUUAUAGCGACUCUUUUUGUG